Molecule: messenger RNA, 1053 nt
Organism: Cladophialophora immunda
Lineage: Eukaryota; Fungi; Ascomycota; Eurotiomycetes; Chaetothyriales; Herpotrichiellaceae
Exons: 1
Coding region: 1-1053 (350 amino acids)
Molecular function (GO): arylformamidase activity
Source: RefSeq, a predicted model, not a curated record
AUGGGCUCACUUCAAAAUGACGUCCACGAGAAAGACCCUCAAAUACACCCUCUCCAUUUGACACCGUUCGAUGCGCUGCCCGACAAGAAGCGGGUAUGGCCGAGCGAGCCCAAUACGAGAGAAGAGGGCCUGGGCCGUCUCGUCCUUCUCACGCCAGACGUCGUCGCCUCUGCAGCCGCGACAAGCAUUCGAAGCGGACGUCGUGUGAAUCUCGGCUGGGAGUUGAACAAGCUGGAAAUCGCCAAUUUUGGCCGGUUGCCUUGCAAGCACGAGAUUGUCGACCUCCUCGACGGUGCUGCUUUUGACGACAUCUACACAUUCAACCCGCAACAGAGCAGCCAGUGGGACGGGCUCAGGCAUUUCUCUCAACCCGACCCGACUGGGAGUGAUCCGAGUAGAAGGGUAUUCUACGGCGGUGUGACGAAUAAGGAGAUCAGGGAUCCCAAGAACCACCGGAUAGGAUUGCAGUAUUGGGCGAAAGAAGGCAUUUGCGGGCGAGGAGUGCUAUUGGACUACGUCUCUUAUGCAGAAAAGAGAGGCAUUGCCUAUUCGACAUUCAGCGACCAUUCAGUCCCCCUCAGCGUACUGCUCGAGAUUGCUCAAGAGGAGAACUUGACGUUCAAACGUGGCGACAUCCUCUUCGUGCGCAUGGGGGUGACUAAGGAAUGGGAUACGCGCAUGACACCCGACGACAAGAACGCGUACGCAACGACUAAGACUCCUCAACAUGCUGGGGUCGAAGGAACCGAGGAAAUGCUACGCUGGCUGUGGGAUACAGGCUUCUCUGCGGUGGCGAGUGAUGCGAUAUCAUUUGAAGUCUAUCCUGCUAAGAAGACUUAUCCCCGUGGUGAAGGAGAGGCCGAGGUAGAGGGAGUUUUCAUGCAUGAAUACUUACUGGCGGGCUGGGGCAUGCCGAUCGGUGAGCUCUUUGAUCUUGAGGCACUGAGCGAGAUGUGCGUGAAGGAGCAGCGCUGGGAGUUUUUUGUCGCAAGCGCGCCGUUCAACAUGCCUGGAGGCGUUAGCAGUCCACCAAAUUGCAUAGCGAUCUUUUGA